This is a messenger RNA of Gopherus evgoodei (Goodes thornscrub tortoise), 917 nucleotides long. RefSeq names its product emerin-like. Bases 99 to 827 code for a protein of 242 amino acids. Gene Ontology annotation, cellular component: nuclear envelope. The transcript has 7 exons. The record is from RefSeq and is a predicted model, not a curated record. Lineage: Eukaryota; Metazoa; Chordata; Testudines; Testudinidae.
CCCCGUGUCACUUCCCGUCGCCGCUGGCGCCUCCUGUCCUGGGCCUGCUCCGCGCGCCGGAACCGCGAUACCGACCCCCCCCCCCCCGCGGCCGGGCCAUGGAGCGGUACCGGGGGCUGACGGACACCGAGCUCAUCGCCAUGCUGCGGCGCUACGGCAUCCCGCCCGGGCCCGUCGUGGGAUCGACCCGGAAGCUGUACGAGAGGAAGAUCUGCGAAUACGAGAGCCAGCGCACCAAGCUGUCACCCCCGGGGGGCUACUCAGAUCCUGGCACCACCGAGACCUACAUCCGGGAAUCUUACAGCUACCCGCAGCAGGAGGAGCGGCGCCGCUAUGGGGCGGAUGACUCCAGCCCCACCACGACGUACUCGCGGGCACUGUAUGAUUUCCCUCAUCGUGAGGGUCGCACCGGCUACCUGGGGGAUGACAUGGACGAAGAAUCUUCCUCCUCCUCCUCCUCCUCCUGGCUCUAUGGGGCAGCCCCAGGUCCCCUGGGCGAAGCCACCGCCCGCCAGCCGAUCGGAGAGGCCACGUCCUACACCCCGAGCAGGUCGGAGGAGACCGAGAGCAGGGACGGUGUCUCCUACCAGCGGGUCUGCCGGGCUCGCCCUGCCCCGCCCCCCAUGCGGGUGGAGCCGCGCCGUGCCAUCCACCCCCUGCCCCGUGGGGGGCCAGGGGGGGCCGGGGAGGGAGGCUUCCGGCGCUUCCUGCCUCUCUGGCUGCAGCUGCUGCUCUUCGGGGCGCUCGCGGCCUUCCUGGGCUACGUGUACUGGGCCCUGCAGGGCGGCGCCGACGACAACCCGUUCGUGCUGCCCCCUGAGGAGUGAGGGGACCCCCAUCCUGCCUCCCUGCCCCCCAACACCUCCAAGGGCCCACGUCCUGUGUCUCAGUCCCCCCCAUCCUAUCUCCCUGCUUCC